This is a messenger RNA of Penaeus monodon (black tiger shrimp), 4525 nucleotides long. RefSeq names its product protein SMG7-like. Lineage: Eukaryota; Metazoa; Arthropoda; Malacostraca; Decapoda; Penaeidae. Gene Ontology annotation, molecular function: telomerase RNA binding; protein binding; telomeric repeat DNA binding. Bases 51 to 2918 code for a protein of 955 amino acids. Gene Ontology annotation, biological process: nuclear-transcribed mRNA catabolic process, nonsense-mediated decay. Gene Ontology annotation, cellular component: telomerase holoenzyme complex. The record is from RefSeq and is a predicted model, not a curated record. The transcript has 18 exons.
GGGGAUAAUUAAAAACGAAGAUUUUUCACAUUUUUCCUUUUUUACAUGCGAUGAAAACUGCCAGUCAGCUUCUAAGGGAGGCUGAGGGUCUGAAGAGUCGUGUCAAUGGGUGUACCCAGUUAGUGGGCAAUAAUGAAGCCUGGGCUAUCCAACACCAACUGCAGGUGGUUUGUGGACAACUCCUUGUACACUGGAUUGAAUCGGCCUUGGACCAUGGAGUGGAGCGUGAUCUGUGGAACCUUGGCUUCAGGAACACCAUAACUCAGCUGCAGGCUCAAGCUAAGGACAAGCAGGGAGGAGCAAGUGAAGCCCGUGAUCUUCUGGGUUGGUUCCUCAACUCUGCAAGUGGCUUCUAUUUGCAACUUUUUAAUCAAAUAUGUACAGAAUAUGGACUGGACUUGCCUUUCCGGAGGAAAGACAGUAUCUACGGCUCCAUCGAACUUAGUGGCUCCCCUCAAGAGAAGUGUAAAGGUAGUAGCCUCAAGAAUGCCUUGUAUUUGUGCCAGUAUUGCCUGGUGCACCUGGGGGACUUGGCCAGGUAUCGGCACCAAGCUAAGCAGGCUGAGACCUAUUAUAGACAUGCCGUUGUGGUUGCUCCCACCAGUGGUCACCCAUAUAAUCAGUUGGCUUUAUUAGAAGCUGGCAGAGGGAACCGUCUUGCUGCCGUGGCUCUCUAUGUCAGGGCCAUGUGUGUGCCUUGUCCCUUUCCUGGUGCACCUGCCAACCUCACACAGACAUUGUCCAAAUUGCUUGCCAGCAGCAGCCGUGACCUGAGUGGUUCUUGCCGCGUGACAAGCGAUGAGUACACGAGUCUGUUCCUCCAGUGCCAUGCCCUGCUGUACCUCAGUGGUGAUGUGAACAGUGCACGAAAGGCUCUCCCCACUUUAUGCUCGGGCCUGUCCACCUUGGUAGCUACAAGUGCUUUCACAAGAACUAGUCUGAUCCAGAUGGUCUUAGUGAACCUGUUUGCCCUGAAUUACUUCUCGGGGAAUGUGAAGGUGAGGACCAGCGAUGAGGCAGGACUCAGGAAGGACGAAGAGAAACAGGAGAAUCCCAAAGAUCCAAAGGAGUUGGAAGGUUGUCUGCAUGUUGUUGAGGAGUUGACAGUGGGAAUCCUAGCUGCGCUUCUGUUGCCUGUCCACACCAUCCGAGACCCAGAUCAGCUGAUGACUUACCCAGCGCUUCCUGCAAUCCGUCUUUUGUUUGAGUGGGUGAGGUGCGAGGGAGGAGUGUUCAUGUCAGAGGCCAUGAAGGGGAAGCAGCAGAUCUGGCCAGGACUCUGCACCUUAGUCAACAAUCUUCAGCAACCUCUAGCUUCCUUCAGUGCCAGUAAAUAUUCAGAAGUGCCGCUGGCGGAGGAUUGGGACUUGCAAGGCUUCGAACCACUGCAGAAGAUGCUCAGUAAAUAUAAGUAUAGAGAAGGGCUCUCCAAGCCAAGUCCAGAAGAGUACAACUGCAUCCGAGCCUUUAGACUGACGGAAGUAGCAAAGUGGUUUGCUGAACAGAACAUUGACGGGAACUCAGUCAUCAAGAUUCGUGAAGGAAGUGAAGAUGCAGUGGGAGGGUUGGUGUUUGAGCCGAUGCAGCACACAAGUCCCCCAGUUGAUGAAGUACGAGCCCUAGAACAACUCUCCCUCCAGCCAAAGCCUGAGGAAAAGUCAUCUAAUAAGCGAGGUAAAGUGGGGAUCCUGAAGCCACAGGGAUCCUUGGAACGAGCCAGAGAGACUCGAGAGCAGCAGCAGGAACCUGACAAAGCAGAGAAUCCGUUGUCUCAGGCUAUGGUUGAUCCUAUGGAGUCCAAAGAACUAGGUGGUGGUGGGUUGAUCAUCAAGGUGGUCUCAGGAGCAACUCAGUCACAAAAUCCACUCACAGGUCAGCCCCAGUCGCUGCCAGGUCAAGGCCAGGGGCAGGGCCAGGGGCAGGGGCAGGGGCAAGGCCAGACCCAGGUGCGCCCCUCACGCACACGCACUAAUGUGGCACUGCAGGCCAUCAUGAAGAGGAAUUCAGCUCUGCAAGAAGCGAAACAGGUCACUUUCAAGACCCCAUCUCCUGCCAUAUCUCCCAACCCUUCUGAAGCUUCUAGCGACAGUCACCGCAGCCAGCUCUCAACUCCUCCAUUGCUCCCAGCCACAACACAACGGGACCCCUUGACCAGCUCCCCCAUGCCACACCAUCUUGCACAUAUGUACCAGAUGGGUUCCAACCAAGGUCCAGCACCCCCACCCUUCACUCAGCAUAAUCAGAUCACAGAGAGCAGUUUUCCUAACCAGCAGUUCACAGGACAGCCUCCAUGGGUGGGAGUCCCAGGGAUGGGUGGAAGCGCACCUCCACCCCAGGUAAAUAUGGGUCGUCCAAUCCACCAGCAGAACCUGCCUUUGAACUCUGGCCCAGGCUUCAACAUGACUCAUAAUGGGAAUAGCAAGUCUCCUCAAGAAGUGUUGCGACAAUUGCAGACAAAUGCACCCAGCCAAUCAGAUUUAUUAACAGCUGGGGUCUUCAAUAGACCACCAAUUGAGGGCUUCCAUCAGCUGGGUGGAUCCAUGCCAAGGAGACCAGGUGACAUGGGCAGUAGAAUGCGGGAACCUGCACCAAGGAUGCUAGAAAUGAUGGGUAUGGCAAGAGCACCUCCUUCAUUUGGUCCUGUAGAGGGAGGGGGGAAUCCUAAUAGAUUUCACCCGCCAGGAAGCGAAAGCCAAGGAUUUGACAGUUCCCCCCGAAUGACUCAAGCACCACCAUUCAGAAUGCAAGAUGUGGACAAGACAACCACUCCAAGCCAAAAUCAGUCACCUGAAUCAUGCACUACUCUCUCCAGGAACCAUGAAUCCUCACCUGUUUGGGAUGGACUCACGUCAGAACAUAGGAGGAACCGGGGGAAUAGGGGUAUCAGGUGGGUCGAGGAAUGUCUUUGGGGAGACUGAAGUCGGGCCUUCUCGGGGACCAGGCCUCUCCCCUCCCAUGGGCAUGGGUUGGGGUGCAGGGCAGAAUGACAACAAGAACUACCACAUGAACCACCCCCCACCCACUUUAGCUAACUUGCUGCAGCAGCAUGGCCCAGUUGAUAUUAGGCUCAACCUUCCCAUGGACCCAAGUACUGACCACUUCUCCUCUGGCUUGCCAAGGCUGUCUCUUGUGAACAAUCCUUCCAUGAACAACCGCAGCCCACCAGGUGUAGGACCUCUUGGCUCUGUUCAUCUGGAAAUGCUUACAUCCACUCAACCUCCAGGUUCCAUUCCCCUGAACCAGCAGUCACGCGGGCAACAGCCAUUUAUGCCUGAGCAAGGUGAUGGAGAAGGCCCUGCAAGCAACACCUACUCUCUCUUUAGUCCUAUGAGUGGUGGGAAUAUGGGAAUGGGUGCAGGCCCCAGUCGCACUGUUCCACAUCCUCUGUACUCUAGUAACUCACAACCUAGUGGUCAACAGUCACUGUGGUCUGGGCCUGGCCCCUCACCCUUGGAGCGCCUGCUAGAGCAGAAGAAAUACAGCAGUGUUCCCAAGUGAGGCAUGAGAACACACAAAAAUGGUAUCAAGUCUGCAGAGAACAAUUCUCCUUGCAGCCCCUCCACAGGAUCCUGACGCAGUCCAAGCAACAUCACCGACACAAAGAGGCCGGCAGAUGAAGAGUGAACCUGUAUACAAGCCGGAGCUUCCCGUACCGCAUGAAGCUCAUAGCGCCUUUGAUUUCACUCUUUGCUUGGUAGGACAGGACCUGAAAGGGGCAACAAGUCAAUCAGUACUAGGGCGAGCAGCCGUAGAGAGCUAUGUCAUAACCAUGGUGGCAGGGGCAUUGUAAUAGUAGAGCUCGCAUAAUUUGUAUUUGUGAAGGAAUUGGCAUUGAAAGAAGUUUUCCUCCUUGGUGGCAGGUCAGCAAGGCUCAAUUCCCCCCUCCUUUUUUUUUUCUUUUUUUUUCUUUUUUCUUUUGUGUCUGUUGCACAGAAUGGGAAAUAGAUUUGAAACAAAGAAAGAAGAAUUUUGGAUAAGAUGCUGUCUAAGGUCUUAUUUUCAAACUGCUAAUAACUUCACCCUAUGUUUCAGUGCAUGAAGAAUGUAGCUCAGCUGUUUUGCUUGAGGUUAUCAUUUCCCCUGAAAAAAAGGAAAAAAAAACUUCUGUGGCUAAAAUGUUAUUAUCUGAUUGUCAAGAAGUUAGAACUAUGUUGUGAAUACUUAUAAUUCUUUGUGGAAAAGGGAUAUUGUUGCAACAAUAAGUCUUUUACAUAGGAUAUGUAUGAUGGUCAAAUAGCCGCAGAUUGUUGUUCUUUAUAUUUUUUGGCCUUUUGUCAUAUUAUAGUCUUAAUAUAUUAUGUGAUAUGUUUUUGCAAUGGCGAUCAGAAUGCCGUACUGUGAUCUGCUUGCCAGCAUGUAACACCUUGAUUACAGUCUUGUAAUAUUUAUGAGAGUACAAUGGUACUUAUCCAAUUUUUCAUUGGUUUCCUCAUUCACUAGUUAUUCUCCAUACAGACAUAAUACUAUAUAUUUUGUUUUGUAAUGUACAUUCUAACUUUGAGUGAAAUAAACCUUCCACAGUUAA